Molecule: messenger RNA, 975 nt
Organism: Sinocyclocheilus rhinocerous
Lineage: Eukaryota; Metazoa; Chordata; Actinopteri; Cypriniformes; Cyprinidae
Product: transmembrane protein 69-like
Exons: 3
Coding region: 123-878 (251 amino acids)
Source: RefSeq, a predicted model, not a curated record
UCGGGGCUUUUUCGUGCUAUGAUGUGUCUGGCUUCGCAUUGCCACACGCGUUGUAAUGACCUUCUGCUGACUAAUAAUAACUCAUUUUAUUUUUCGACAUUAUGAUAUGAAAUCAAGGUAAAAUGUUGAAAAGUAUAAUCGGACGUCACAUCCUUCGUAACUUUGGGGGAAGGCAGUGGAGUGGCCUCCUGCAGGUGUCCAGCAAGUUUGCCUGUUUAGGGCAGCGGACCAUUCACUCUUCAACACUGUUUACUAGAGGUUUAUAUGGACAGCUGCCGCCAAGACAUGUUGAUGGUUCUGUUCUGGGAGCCCAGUCAUUUCACUGGUCUGCACAGAGACUGAAGAAACGUCUUCAGGAAGAGAGUCCACCAAGAGAACUUGAUUUGGUUCAUUAUGACAUGAGAGACCUGAAGAAAGCUCCAAAGCCUGCCCUCUAUCUUGGAUUAUCUGGUCUCAUACCUUUUGUAUCAGCUCCUCUACUUAUGGCGGUCACAGAGCUGUACCUUCCUGAAGUUGCAUUUGCUCAAGUUGCAUACGGAGCGUCCAUUGUUUCCUUUGUUGGUGGGGUACGCUGGGGUUUCGCCUUGCCUGCCGGGAGUCCAGCAAAACCUGACUGGCUCAAUUUAGCCAACAGUGUGGUUCCCUCUCUGAUUGCUUGGACAGCACUGCUUUUUUGCCAUGACAUUACGCAGUCUGCUGUGAUUGUGAUAAUGGGGCUUGGGAUAGCAUUGCAUUAUGACCUGUCCCUCCUGCCCACAUAUCCCAGCUGGUUUAAAGCACUGAGGACCAUCCUCACAGUUGUAGCCUUUUUCUCUUUGAUGGGCACUAUUGUCAUUAAGCAGUAUUAUCCUGAGAAGAAGUAUUUCUCUGAUACAUGAACUAUGCACAUUUGCAUUGUCAAUCCAUUAAUAUGAAACAAGUUAAAAGUGUCAUCACUGAUAAAGUUACACCAUAUUCUACAUGUUUAAAGGUGAU